This is a messenger RNA of Rattus rattus (black rat), 2211 nucleotides long. RefSeq names its product alkaline phosphatase, germ cell type-like. Lineage: Eukaryota; Metazoa; Chordata; Mammalia; Rodentia; Muridae. Gene Ontology annotation, biological process: dephosphorylation. Gene Ontology annotation, cellular component: plasma membrane. The record is from RefSeq and is a predicted model, not a curated record. Gene Ontology annotation, molecular function: alkaline phosphatase activity. The transcript is spliced from 11 exons. The coding region runs from base 366 to 1967 and encodes 533 amino acids.
CAGAAGGCCAAAUCCAGACCCUGCACCAGGCUACGUGUUUCCAGUUCCACCCCAGAGUAUAUCCCAGUCCAGCUGGCUCUUCGGGACAGGAGUGACAGAUAGGUCCUGACGACAAGAGCAGAAAGUGGUCCGUGCAGCACAGGACACAAAUCCUCACCCUGGGAAAAGCAGCUUCCAACCUCACCCCCCCAAACCCCCAGAGGCUGGCCUAGCCACACCCUGCCACUUCUCUCCAGGCAGCAGGGCUUCCUUUCCAGAGUAGGAGGGGUGGGGUUGGGGAGGAGCCUGGGAAUUAGGGACAGACACUGAGCUUUUCAAGCAAGAACUGUUCCCCAUCUACUGCCAUCCCUCCACUAGCCCCAGCUAUGCAGGGAGCCUGGGUGCUGCUGCUGCUGCUGCUGCUGGGUCUCAGGCUACAGUUGUCCUUUGGUGUCAUUCCAGUGGAGGAAGAGAACCCAGCAUUCUGGAACCAGAAGGCAAAGGAGGCCCUAGAUGUUGCCAAGAAGCUGAAGCCCAUUCAGACAUCAGCCAAGAACCUCAUUAUCUUCUUAGGGGAUGGGAUGGGGGUGCCCACAGUGACAGCCACCAGGAUACUAAAGGGACAGCUGGGUGGUCAUCUAGGACCUGAGACACCCCUGGCCAUGGACCACUUCCCAUUCACAGCUCUGUCCAAGACAUACAACGUGGACAGACAGGUCCCAGACAGUGCAGGCACAGCCACCGCCUAUCUCUGUGGGGUCAAAGCCAACUACAAGACCAUCGGUGUGAGCGCGGCUGCUCGAUUCAACCAGUGCAACAGCACAUUUGGCAACGAGGUCUUCUCAGUGAUGCACCGUGCAAAGAAAGCAGGGAAGUCUGUGGGAGUGGUGACCACCACGUCGGUGCAGCAUGCCUCUCCAGCCGGCACCUACGCACACACAGUGAACUGUGACUGGUACUCAGAUGCACACAUGGCCACUGCUGCACUACAGGAGGGCUGCAAGGACAUCGCCAUGCAGCUCAUCUCCAACAUGGACAUUGAUGUGAUCCUUGGUGGGGGCCGCAAGUUCAUGUUUCCCAAGGGGACACCAGACCCUGAGUAUUCCGGCAACAGAGCUCAGUCUGGAACCAGGCUGGAUGGACAGAAUCUGGUGCAGAAGUGGCUGGCAAAGCACCAGGGCGCCCGGUAUGUUUGGAACCGCACAGAGCUCAUUCAGGCCUCCCAGGACUCAGCAGUGACUCACCUCAUGGGCCUCUUUGAACCUAAUGACAUGAAAUACGACAUCUACCGAGACCCUACUCAGGAUCCCUCCCUGGCCGAGAUGACAGAGGUGGCUGUGCACAUGCUCAGUAGGAACCCCAAAGGUUUCUAUCUCUUUGUGGAAGGGGGCCGCAUUGACCAUGGCCACCAUGAAUCUAUAGCCUAUCGUGCACUGACUGAGGCUGUCAUGUUCGACUCAGCUGUUGACAAGGCAGACAAGCUCACCAGUGAGAAGGACACAAUGAUCCUUGUCACUGCUGACCACUCUCAUGUCUUCUCUUUCGGUGGCUAUGUACCUCGAGGGACCUCUAUCUUUGGACUGGGGGCCUCCUUCAAUGCACUGGAUGGCAGACCUUUUACCUCAAUCCUAUAUGGCAACGGUCCUGGCUAUAAACUUGAGAAAGGUACCCGGCCAGAUGUCACUGACAAAGAGAGUCGUGACCCCAAGUACCGGCAGCAAGCAGCUGUACCCCUGUCGUCAGAGACCCACAGUGGGGAGGACGUGGCCAUAUUCGCGCGUGGCCCGCAGGCGCACCUGGUGCACGGAGUGCAGGAACAGAACUACAUCGCUCACGUCAUGGCCUUCGCAGGCUGCCUGGAGCCCUACACCGACUGCGGCCUGGCGCCCCCUACUGGUCGGAGCAGUGCAGUGAGCCCAGGCUACAUCUCGACCUUGUGCCUUUUGGCAGGGACAAUGUUGAUGCUGUUGGUGUCAGCUGAACCCUGACUACCUGAGCUUACUGGACUCUACUACACUGUCCCACAGCUGCCCCUGUGUUCCAGGCUGUGGUGGUUUGAAUAUGGUUGGCCCAGGGAGUGGCACUAUUAGGAGGUAUGGCCUUGUAGAAGGAAGUGUGUCACCAUGAGGGUGGGCAAUGAGAUCCUCUUCCUAACCACAUGGCAGCUGAUCUUCUAGCAGCCUUCAAGUGAAGAUAUAGAACUCUCAGCUCUACCUGUCCAUGCCUGCCUGG